GCUGCACAGACUCUACCCCACGCGCGCUGCCGGCCGGCCAUGGCUCCGCUGCGCUUCUCGGCCAACGUGUCGUGGCUGUUCCCCGAGCUCCCCGGCCUCCCCGCGCGGCUCCGGGCCGCGGGCAGUUCGGGUUUCGAGGCGGCCGAGGUCGGCUGGCCGUACGGGGAGCCGCCGGAGGCGCUGGCGCGCGCGGCGCAGGAAGUGGGGCUACAGCUCGUGCUGAUCAACACGCCCCCGGGAGACCGAGAGAAAGGGGAGAUGGGGCUGGGGGCCGUUCCCGGGAGGCAGGCGGCCUUCCGAGAUGGGCUGGAGCAGGCUGUGCUGUACGCCAAGGCUCUGGGCUGUCCCAGUCUGACCUGGAAGAUAGAUAGCACAGAAAACAAACGGAGUGAUCCAUCUGAGGACAGGUCAGUUCAAGGAGGCUGUGGGAGCAGGCAUGAGGAGAAGGGGCAUGGAAAAGAAUUUGGAAGUACAGGAGGGGCUGAGAGACCUGGGGAGAUGGGAAGCCGGCAUGAUCGGAGAGCAGCUGGAAGAGGUGCACCCAGGGGGCGAGGGAGUGAAGACUCACGCUUUGAGGAUGGACUCCACAGCCCCCUCCAGGCCCAUUUUCCCCACAGGAUUCACCUGAUGGCUGGCCGAGUGCCCCAGGGGGCUGAUCGAGCAGCAGUCAGGGGUGAAAUGGAGACAGUUUUUCUGGAGAACCUGAGGCACGCAGCUGGGGUUUUGGCUCAGGAGAACCUUGUGGGGCUGCUGGAGCCCAUCAACACCCGCAUCACGGACCCCCGGUACUUCCUGGAUACGCCCCAGCAGGCGGCAGCCAUCUUAGAGAAAGUUGGAAGACCCAACCUCCAGUUACAGAUGGACAUAUUCCACUGGCAGAUCAUGGACGGGAACCUGACAGGGAACAUCCGGGAGUUCCUGCCCUUCGUUGGGCACGUGCAGGUGGCACAGGUCCCGGGCCGGGGGGAACCCAGCAGCCCUGGAGAGCUGAACUUCCCCUAUCUGUUCCAACUGCUGGAAGAUGAAGGCUACAAAGGCUUUGUGGGCUGCGAGUACCAGCCUCGAGGAGACACGGUAGAGGGCUUGAGUUGGCUACGUUCGUACUGGGAUAAGCGGGGCUGCCCACAGGCUGGCCAGUGAGGUCCUGCGCUCCAACCACACACCUCUGGGAUGGUGAGCUGCACAUCCCGAGUUUCCUCUGAAUUAAAGACAAUCUGCUGA
This is a messenger RNA of Physeter macrocephalus (sperm whale), 1221 nucleotides long. RefSeq names its product hydroxypyruvate isomerase (putative) (gene HYI). The record is from RefSeq and is a predicted model, not a curated record. The coding region runs from base 40 to 1140 and encodes 366 amino acids. The transcript has 9 exons. Lineage: Eukaryota; Metazoa; Chordata; Mammalia; Artiodactyla; Physeteridae.